Esox lucius (northern pike) is the source of this 1343-nucleotide messenger RNA. RefSeq names its product neuronal growth regulator 1-like. The record is from RefSeq and is a predicted model, not a curated record. Lineage: Eukaryota; Metazoa; Chordata; Actinopteri; Esociformes; Esocidae. The transcript has 5 exons. Bases 597 to 1343 code for a protein of 248 amino acids.
UCUGAACAUUAAUAACAGCAUCAACCACACAUCUACCACUGUCUUGAGUGGUACUGGGAUCUCCUACAGGUCAGACCAGCAGGAGAAUAACAAGUAGGAACCAUUCCUUGAGUGGUACCUCGCCUUCAGUAAGCACAUCUAAUAAUACUUAAAUAAAGCUGACAUUGAUUACAUACCAUUUUGAGUAAGUUAAGUAUUACGGAAUAUCCCUAUUUGGAGCAAUUGGUAGUUUGCCCAGAUGUGGAGCUGAAGGUUGUGGGUUUGAGUCUCUGCCCUGCCAAAUGCCAAGUUGGUGUCAGGAGUGGGAUAUGCCCAGAAGCCAUCAGAGGCUUCUCUGUCUCUGUGAGGGACCAGUUGUAUUUUAAUGGCUCUACUUGCAGUGGGUAGAGACCAGAGCCAAAGUUUGCGGGUUUGAGACCCUGCCCUUCUCAACAGUAAUGCAAAUGCAAAUUACAUGUAUAUUCAGGAUACCAUUAUUCACAAAAAGUGCUGUGGAGUAUUCAGUUUUAUUUUUAUUACAACUAUCCUGUUAUGACAUACUUUCUUUUCGUACAACAUUCAUUUUUCAUUAUUAUAUUUCAUAAGAAUGUUAACUCAUGACUACAGUGAGUUUAUGUCUCCAAGCCUGCAGAGAGGAAGAUGCAUCAAUGGCCUUGACAACAGCAGUACAUGUGUUGGUGUUUACACUCCUGUAUGUGGCAGUGGUACCGGGUCAGUGUGGAUGGAGUGCUACCUAUGCCACUGAGAAUAUCUGUGUCUUAAAAGGGUCAACAGUGGAGAUGUCCUGCUCUUACACGUUUCCCAUGCAUCGUACAGUGACAUCGACUUUCUGGUUCACUAGAAAUGGUGCUGAUGGGAGUCGUUUGGACCUGACUGUUGACCCAGACUACACAGGUCGUGUGACGUACCGUAACAAAACGAAUAAUAACCACACCCUGAUAAUCACAGACCUGAGAGAGAGUGACUCAAAAGUCUACAGGUUCCGAAUUACAACAGAUCAGUCUGGACAGAGAUGGAUUGGCCAACCUGGAGUCAAACUGAAUGUCACAGGUCUACAGGUGGAUGUGACUCCUGCUACAGUGACUGAGGGACAGAAUGUAACCCUGACCUGUAUCACAUCCUGUCCUCUGACUGACAACCCCACCUACAUCUGGUACAAGAAGAAUGUAACCUCACCAAAAGCAUCAGGACAGAGUUACAGCAUCACUAACAUCACAUCUGAGGACAGUGGAGAAUAUUACUGUGAGGCUCAGAAUAUAUAUGGACGUCUCAACUCUUCUUCUGUCUCUGUGGAUGUUCAAUAUGCUCCAAAGAACCCCUCAGUGUCAAGAAACAAUCCUUAG